AUGUUCCCCAGGGAGUUAAGAAAUAGGCUUACAAGCCCCUUCAAUCGAGUCAGAAGCUUCAUAAAAAGGUCAAGCGAUGUAUCAAUCAAUGAACCAAUAGAUGAUCAAUAUAACACAGUCCUUCAUAAAGCUGUGAAGAAGGGAGACGAGAAGAAGACUCUUAAAUUAUUAGAAAAGGGAGCAAAUCCGAAUAUACCAGACUUGGGACAUUUGAGAACUCUCCAUUUGGCUGUGAAAUAUGGUCAUCUUCAUCUGAUCCCAAUUUUAGUGGAAUAUGGAGCUAAUCUUGAUCUCAAAACGCACGAAGGAUACAGAGCAAUACAUAUGCUGGUGGAAUCACCAAAACAAAUUGAGUGCUUAGAGCAACUGCUUGCUCUAGGUGCAGAUAUAAACAUGAGAGAUUCAUCGGGAAACAGCAUUUUAUUUUUAUUUUUAAAAUCGGACAUUAAAGACGUAUCGUUAUUCAAGAAGUUGCUGGAGAAUGGUGCCGAUGUCCACAACACGGAUUUAUUGAGGAGCAACGGUCUUCAUAUUCUAGCAUCGAAGAAGAAGAUCAACUCUUGCAUAACAAAAGUUAUCGCGGAAGGUCUCAUUGCUCAAGGUAUUGACGUGAAUGCGAAAGACUUUUUUGGAGAAACGCCCCUACAUCUAGCAUCCCAUGGUAACAAUGCAGAAUUGUUGAGCAUUCUUUUACGUAACAACGCUAGAAUGGAUUUGGUUAAUGAUAAAAACUUGACAGCAUUCCAAACGGCUGUUGAAGCUAAAAACUCUACUGCUUUAUUGGAAAUGUUAAAGCAAGCCCUUAUUAACUUUCAUCUUGGAAAGCCAAAUGACGGAAAAAUGAUUGGGUACAUCAAGUCUGAUCUUGAACUACGUUCAAGUUUCCAUAAUUUAGAAGAUGAGUUGAAAAAUCUAAAACAGAGGAAAAUAUUGGAUUUCACACUUUAUGAAAUAUUAUUCAAGAAAGUGGAGGAAAUCAUGGACUAUACCAGAGGUAUAGACAGUUUUUGGAUUCUAUCGAGCCCUUUCAUCAUAUCAUCUAAUUUCAACAGAGAAAUAAUGAAUAAUUGGAAUCAAGCCAAAGAUCGAACCGAGAAUGAACCUUUUAGAGAAGUUCUGAUAUAA
Messenger RNA from Harmonia axyridis, 1125 nucleotides. Its product is annotated as putative ankyrin repeat protein RF_0381. The coding region runs from base 1 to 1125 and encodes 374 amino acids. The record is from RefSeq and is a predicted model, not a curated record. The transcript is spliced from 2 exons. Gene Ontology annotation, molecular function: protein binding. Lineage: Eukaryota; Metazoa; Arthropoda; Insecta; Coleoptera; Coccinellidae. Gene Ontology annotation, cellular component: cytoplasm.